This is a messenger RNA of Cylicocyclus nassatus, 270 nucleotides long. NCBI's taxonomy places the organism in Eukaryota, Metazoa, Nematoda, Chromadorea, Rhabditida, Strongylidae. The record is from the annotation of a GenBank genome assembly.
AUGGAUAGAUCCUCAACCCCCGAUCAAUCAAUGGGUUCGAUGACGGUAACCUCGUCAGAUUCCCGUGUAACAUCGUUCGAUUCCAGUCGCGAAAAACGAUGCGACGAUCUCUUCGAAACUUUGAGACGAGAAAUGCACACGAUGCCAGCUCGCGAUGCAGCUAUUCUAGCGGAUUUGCAUCGUGUCGAAUAUCAAAUUCAAAGUGUCAAAAUGGCUCGUCUUGGGCUCUACGACGCCACUCCACAACCGGUGCCAAGUCUUCCGAUCUAA